UCUCGGCGCGCGAAGUCAGACGACAGGCAGCAUUUGCUGACGUAGAAUUGUUUAUCAAGAUUCACAGCCUGGGUUGUUGCCGAAACCAAUGACUUGCGCAUAGUUUAGGCCAAAGUUCCAAUUGGCAGUUCCACAUCCCUGACCACGCCUCAAGAAUCUGAUAUCCCACCUGCCUUUCUCCACUUGAUGUGUUUAGAGAUGGGCGAUUAUGUGGUGGAAUGUCAGCAUCCAGCGUGGAUUUCAUUCGAUCCAUACCAGUUACGGCUGCUCUGGUGCGCCCUCUGCAAUUUCUAUUCCCCGGAGGUGUUGGUGGAUCUACUCCGCGAUGUGAGCGGGAAUCGUCAUCCUUUUGUGCCCGUGCUUCUCCUAUCAAUAUGCUGACUCCUGUGAAGACUCUUGCAAUCUUGUUUAAGCCAGACCUCCCUUGUCAAUACCUCCGAAGACGGGGACAGCGGGCAUCAACGUAUGGCUCGUUCAUUGUGGACACAAGCACCACUGCCAGGACACCCUAUUUUCCGACUGCUUCAGGUGGACUUGGAGAUGUCUACGCAUGCAUAUUGAACAGGGGCACGGGGCUGGAAGAAGUUGCGGUCAAGUCUCCACGGUUCCCAAGUCUCGCAGACGCCGACGUUGCCAGAAUAAAUCAUAAUCUUGACCGCGAAAUCAAGGUCUGGACCAGAUUAAACCAUCGGUAUGUAUUGCGCCUGUAUGGCACCGUAACAGGUUUUGGUCCAUUUCGAGCAUUGGUAUCCCCCUGGAUGGAGAAUGGGACAUUGAGCUCCUAUCUUACUGGUGAAGGUAGAACUCUGACCACAAUGGCUAGGCUUCGCAUUCUCAAACAGAUCACCGAAGGGCUCAAAUAUCUCCACGACAAAAACGUCAUUCAUGGCGAUCUGACUAGUAACAAUGUCCUAAUUGCUGCCGAUGGAUCCCCACGCCUUGCAGACUUCGGUGUUUCGAAUAUCAUGGUGAAAUCUAACCCGGCAUUCUCCUACCAAACUGGUGCGGUUCGUUGGGCAGCUCCAGAGCUCAUCGUCCUCCCGGAAGGUCAAACCGUGCAAUUUGCCACCCAAUCUAGUGAUAUAUAUGCUCUUGGGUGUAUCAUACUUCAGGUGUUGUACGACAAACUACCCUACUGGUGGAUCAAGACUGCUCUGCAAGUCAUGUCAUCAAAGUUCAAAAACCAAGAGCCCAUUAAUAACACCAUACAAAUCCAAGCACAUCAUCUAAAUUUCAUGCGGCGGUGCUGGUCAAUCAAGAGCGAGAAUCGUCCAUCAGUGAAGGAGGUACUGGACUUUCUCGAGAGAGGUAUCUCUACCGAAGCAUCUACAUAAUGUUGCCGUUCGGAAUUGGUUCAUUCUUGUCUUUUUCAUUCUAGCUGCCUCGCUGGCAUAGCAUAAUGUCGAAGUAUAAUAUAGGAUCGCAUAUCCGCUGGCUCGGUACCUCAUGGCGAUGCUAUUGUCCGUAGAAUCAUACAGCUCAUACAUACUAGUCCAUUGUAGAAUCAAAAUCCAUUACUCUGCUACUAGUACAACUUCAUAAAAGACCUCCGAGUCUGCAUGCACAGCAAGUUAUGCUUUAGCUGCAUGACAAAAUGCUAUAAGCAUUGGGCACCUGGG
Molecule: messenger RNA, 1619 nt
Organism: Suillus bovinus
Lineage: Eukaryota; Fungi; Basidiomycota; Agaricomycetes; Boletales; Suillaceae
Product: kinase-like domain-containing protein
Exons: 10
Coding region: 219-1334 (371 amino acids)
Biological process (GO): protein phosphorylation
Cellular component (GO): cytoplasm
Molecular function (GO): protein serine/threonine kinase activity; ATP binding
Source: RefSeq, a predicted model, not a curated record